GAGCUCGACGAGCAGUUGGACCAGAAAAUAGAAAAGGCUCUCAACAAUAAUGGCUCCUCGAUGCUGUCCUACGAAGGGAAUAACAACCAGCCGCCCUUCGUCCUAAGGAAUAUGCAGGAACCACUCCCCUUACACUUCAAACUACCUCAAUUAGAGGCCUACGACGGGACCUCCGACUCCGUCGACCAUGUAGAGACCUUCAAGGCAGCCAUGCUCCUUCAGGGAGCGUCAGAUGCAAUCCUCUGUCGAGCGUUCCCUCCGACUCUUAAAGAGGUUGCUCGGCAGUGGUACUUGAGUUUGAGGCUGACGUCUAUCCAUUCCUUUGAAGACUUAUGUCGGUUUUUCGUCGGUCAUUUCAUCAGCAACCGACGACAGCAGAAGCGGUCAGACUACCUCCAUACUAUCAAGCAAAAGGAGGAUGAGUCGAUGGCUGCGAUGAUGAGCGAUCUGCUGAAAAAUGACUUGAAAAAGUCGUUAGUUAAAACUUAUCCUCGGGAUCUCCCAGAUAUGCUUGUCCGUGUAGAGAAGUAUGUCCGCAUGAAAGAGGCCUUUGCCGAUGAUACUACUGCUGAUUCAACUGUGGCGGGAUCUAGUAAGGAGCACCAUCCAAGAUGCGAAGAGAAAAGUCACCAGCGCUCCCGAUCCCUGCCCCAGAGGGAGGUGUUGCUGCAAAUGGGGCCUGAGUUAUUUGUGCCUCAGCUGAUGAGAAUAAGAUCGGAAUGCCGUCGAAACCCAAAUAAAUACUGUUCUUACCAUCAUGAUCAUGGUCACGAUAUUGAAGACUGCCAUCAGCUCUACGACGAGAUCGAGAGGUUUAUCAG
Messenger RNA from Elaeis guineensis (African oil palm), 821 nucleotides. The record is from RefSeq and is a predicted model, not a curated record. Lineage: Eukaryota; Viridiplantae; Streptophyta; Magnoliopsida; Arecales; Arecaceae.